UGUGAUGAGUCUGCAGUUCUGCAUCUGAGUCACCAGAGAAAAGUUUCCUCACAGACUGAUCUCUUUUCUGACUGCCAUAAUCCUCUACCCACAACCAUGGGUGACGCUCUGAUGGCUGAGUUCGGGAAGGCUGCUCCUUACCUGAGGAAGUCGGACAAGGAGCGCCUGGAAGCCCAGACCAGAUCUUUUGACAUCAAGACUGAAUGCUUUGUAGUUGAUGAUAAGGAGGAAUAUAUGAAGGGACAAAUCCAAAGCAAAGAAGGAGGUAUGGUGACUGUCAAGAAGGAGGACGGAACAACGGUAACCGUGAAGGAGUUGGAGGUCCAUCCCCAGAACCCGCCAAAGUUCGAUAAAAUCGAAGACAUGGCGAUGUUCACUUUCCUCCAUGAGCCCGCCGUGCUGUAUAACCUCAAAGAGCGUUACGCUGCCUGGAUGAUCUACACCUACUCUGGGCUCUUCUGUGUCACUGUCAACCCCUACAAGUGGCUUCCUGUCUACGAUGCCGAGGUGGUGGCAGCUUACAGAGGAAAGAAGAGAACAGAGGCUCCCCCUCAUAUCUUCUCCAUCUCUGAUAAUGCCUACCAGUACAUGCUGACUGACAGGGAGAACCAGUCAGUCCUCAUCACUGGAGAAUCUGGAGCUGGGAAGACUGUGAACACCAAGAGGGUCAUCCAGUACUUCGCCAGCAUUGCUGCAGUUGGCGGUGGAGGCAAAAAAGACACCAGCAAAGGGACACUGGAAGAUCAAAUCAUCCAGGCAAACCCUGCACUGGAGGCCUUCGGCAAUGCCAAAACAUCGAGAAAUGACAACUCUUCUCGUUUUGGAAAAUUCAUCCGAAUUCACUUUGGUACGAGCGGCAAGCUGUCAUCUGCUGACAUCGAGACGUACCUGCUGGAGAAGUCACGUGUCACCUUUCAGCUCAAGGCUGAAAGGAACUACCACAUAUUCUACCAGAUCCUGUCCAAUGAGAAGCCAGAGCUGCUGGACAUGCUGCUGAUCACCAACAACCCGUACGACUACUCCUACAUCUCUCAAGGAGAGGUAACGGUCGCCUCCAUCAACGACUCAGAGGAGCUGAUAGCCACUGACAGUGCCUUCGAUGUGCUCGGCUUCACACCAGACGAGAAGAUGGGCGUCUAUAAACUGACAGGAGCCAUCAUGCACUACGGCAACAUGAAGUUCAAACAGAAGCAGCGUGAGGAGCAGGCUGAGCCAGACGGGACGGAGGCUGCUGAUAAAUCGGCUUACUUAAUGGGGCUGAAUUCUGCUGACCUCAUCAAAGGGCUGUGCCAUCCCAGAGUCAAGGUAGGAAAUGAAUACGUCACCAAAGGACAAAGUGUGGACCAAGUCUACUACUCCCUUGGUGCUCUGGCUAAGUCAGUGUAUGAAAAAAUGUUCAACUGGAUGGUAGUGAGAAUCAAUCAAUCCCUGGACACAAAACAGCAUCGUCAGUACUUCAUAGGAGUGCUGGACAUUGCUGGAUUUGAGAUCUUUGAUUUCAACACUUUUGAGCAGUUGUGCAUCAACUACACCAAUGAGAAACUGCAACAGUUUUUCAACCAUCACAUGUUCGUUCUGGAGCAAGAAGAGUACAAAAAAGAAGGUAUUGACUGGGAGUUCAUUGACUUUGGGAUGGACUUACAAGCUUGUAUUGACCUCAUUGAGAAGCCGCUGGGGAUCCUGUCGAUUCUUGAGGAGGAAUGCAUGUUUCCUAAAGCCAGUGACCAGACCUUCAAGUCCAAGCUCUAUGAUAAUCAUCUGGGCAAGAACAAGAUGUUUGAGAAGCCGAGGGCUGCAAAGGGGAAAGCAGAGGCUCAUUUUGCCCUGGUUCAUUAUGCUGGCACAGUGGACUACAACAUUGGCAACUGGUUGGUCAAAAACAAAGACCCCCUAAAUGAAACUGUGGUCGGUCUUUACCAGAAAUCAUCUCUUAAGCUUCUCAGCCUUCUGUUUUCAAGCUAUUCAGCUGAUGGCGGUGACAAAGCAGGUGGCAAAGGAGCCAAGAAGAAAGGUUCCUCGUUCCAGACCGUGUCUGCACUUCACAGGGAAAACCUGAACAAGCUGAUGAACAACCUGAAGACCACACACCCCCACUUUGUCCGCUGUCUGAUUCCUAAUGAGAGGAAAACUCCAGGGGUCAUGGACAACUGCCUUGUGAUGCACCAGCUGCGUUGUAACGGUGUCCUGGAAGGAAUCAGAAUCUGCAGGAAGGGUUUCCCAAAUAGAGUGCUCUAUGGCGACUUCAAACAAAGGUACAGGAUUUUGAAUGCCUCUGCCAUCCCUGAAGGCCAGUUCCUUGACUGCAAGAAGAGUGCCGAAAAGUUGCUGGGAUCACUGGACAUUGACCACACUCAGUACAAGUUUGGUCACACCAAAGUCUUCUUUAAAGCUGGUCUGCUGGGGACACUGGAGGAGAUGCGAGAUGAACAACUCUCUCGAAUCAUCACCAGGAUCCAGGCUAAUGCCCGGGCAAUCCUCAUGAGGGCACAGUUUGCUAAGCUCGUGGAACGCAGAGAUGCCCUUAUGGUCAUCCAGUGGAACCUUCGCUCUUUUCUGGGUGUAAAGAACUGGCCCUGGAUGAAGCUCUUCUUCAAGAUCAAACCCCUUCUCAAGAGCGCUGAGUCUGAGAAGGAGAUGGCUAACAUGAAGGAUGAGUUCAACAAACUGAAAGAAGCUCUGGAGAAAUCAGAAGCAAGACGUAAGGAACUAGAGGAGAAAAUAGUGACUCUUCUCCAAGAGAAGAACGAUUUGACUCUGCAAAUUCAGUCUGAACAGGAUACACUAACAGAUGCUGAAGAACGCUGUGAACAGCUUAUAAAGAGCAAGAUUCAACUGGAGGCCAAGCUGAAAGAGAUGACAGAAAGACUGGAAGAUGAAGAGGAGCUAAAUGCAGAUCUCACAGCUAAGAAACGGAAGCUUGAAGAUGAAUGCUCUGAGUUGAAGAAAGAUAUAGAUGAUCUGGAGCUGACUUUGGCCAAGGUCGAGAAAGAAAAACAUGCCACAGAGAAUAAGGUGAAAAACCUGACGGAGGAGAUGGCUUCCCAGGAUGAAAACAUCAUGAAACUAACCAAAGAGAAGAAGGCACUACAGGAGGCUCACCAGCAGACACUGGAUGACCUUCAGAGUGAAGAAGACAAAGCCAACAGCUUGACCAAAGCCAAAGCUAAGCUGGAGCAACAGGUGGACGAUCUUGAGGGCUCGUUGGAGCAAGAGAAGAAAGUCAGGAUGGACCUUGAACGCUCAAAGAGGAAGCUCGAAGGAGACCUGAAACUGACCCAGGAGAGUUUGAUGGACCUAGAAAAUGACAAGCAGCAGCUGGAGGAAAAACUAAAAAAAAAAGACUUUGAGGUUGUCCAAAUAAAUUCAAGACUAGAAGACGAGCAGGUUGCUUCAGUUCAGCUCCAGAAGAAGCUGAAAGAAAACCAGGCGAGAAUUGAGGAGCUGGAAGAGGAGCUGGAUGCUGAGCGUGCAGCCCGGGCCAAAGUUGAGAAGCAACGCUCCGAUCUUUCCCGCGAGCUGGAGGACAUCAGCGAGCGUCUGGAGGAGGCAGGUGGGGCAACAUCAGCACAGGUGGAGCUGAAUAAGAAGAGAGAUACUGAAUUUCAGAAGCUCCGUAGGGAGCUGGAGGAAUCUACCCUCCAACACGAGGCCACCGCUGCAUCCCUGAGGAAGAAACAUGCUGACAGCGUUGCCGAACUGGGCGAACAGAUUGAUAACCUGCAGCGUGUGAAGCAGAAGCUGGAGAAGGAAAAGAGUGAGCUGAAGCUGGAGCUGGAUGACUUGUGUUCUAACAUGGAGAGUGUGGUGAAGGCCAAGUCAAACAUUGAGAAGAUGUGCCGUACAAUGGAAGACAACAUGAAUGAGUACAAGAGUAAAUAUGAGGAAGCUCAACGCACAGUCAAUGACUUGACUACACAGAGGGCCAAGCUGCUCACUGAGAAUGGUGAGUUUGGACGGCAGCUGGAGGAGAAAGAGUGUCUGAUAUCACAGCUGACCAGAGGGAAGAACUCCUACAACCAGCAGGUAGAAGAUCUACGCAGACAGCUGGAAGAAGAAGUCAAGGCAAAGAAUGCCCUUGCCCAUGCCGUACAAUCUGCUCGUCACGACUGUGAUCUGCUCCGAGAGCAGUUUGAAGAGGAGCAGGAGGCCAAGGCUGAGCUACAGAGAGCUCUGUCCAAAUCCAACACAGAGGUCUCAGCAUGGAGGACAAAAUAUGAAACUGAUGGAAUCCAGAGAACAGAGGAACUGGAAGAAGCAAAGAAAAAGCUGGUUCAAAGACUGCAGGAGGCAGAGGAGGCUAUCGAGGCAGUGAAUGCAAAGUGUUCAUCCCUUGAGAAGACCAAGCACCGCCUCCAAAAUGAAAUCGAAGACCUUAUGCUGGACCUCGAGAGAUCCAAUGCAGCAUCUGCAGCCCUAGACAAAAAGCAAAGAGCCUUUGACAAAGUCAUGGCAGAGUGGAAGCAAAAGUUUGAGGAGUCUCAGUGUGAGCUGGAGGCCUCUCAGAAGGAAGCUCGGUGUCUGAGCACUGAACUCUUCAAACUGAGGAAUGCCUAUGAGGAGUCCCUGGAUCAACUUGAGACGAUGAAGAGAGAGAACAAGAACCUCCAAGAGGAGAUCUCUGACCUUACCGACCAGCUGGGGGAGGGUGGCCGGAGUGCUCAUGAGCUGGAGAAGAUCCGGAAGCAGCUCGAGCAGGAAAGGGAGGAGCUCCAGUCAGCACUGGAGGAGGCAGAAGGUUCUCUGGAGCACGAAGAGAGCAAGAUCCUCAGAGCCCAGCUGGAGUUCAACCAAGUGAAAGCCGACAUGGAGCGCAAGCUGGCUGAGAAAGACGAGGAAAUGGAGCAAGCAAAGAAGAACUACCAACGGAUGCUUGAGUCGCUUCAGUCCUCUCUGGAAUCUGAAACCAGGAGCCGCAAUGAGGCCCUGAGAGUCAAGAAGAAGAUGGAAGGUGACCUCAACGAGAUGGAGAUCCAGCUUAGCCAAGCUAAGAGGCAGGCAGCUGAUGCCCAGAAACAGCUAAAGAGCCUUCAGGCAUUCCUGAAGGACUCUCAGCUCCAGCUGGAUGAUGCACAGCAUGGCAACGAUGACCUGAGAGAGAACAUCGCUCUCCUGGAACGCAGAAACAACCUGAUCCAGGCCGAACUAGAGGAAUUGAGGGCCGCCCUUGAGCAGACGGAAAGAAGUCGGAAACUGGCCGAACAGGAGCUGAUUGAUGCUACAGAGCGCAUGCAACUCCUGCACUCCCAGAACACCAGCCUGAUCAACCAGAAGAAGAAGCAUGAAGCAGACCUCCUGCACCUGCAGAAUGAGGUGGAGGAAGCCAUACAGGAGAACCGCAAUGCUGAGGAGAAGGCAAAGAAGGCUAUCACAGAUGCAGCCAUGAUGGCUGAGGAGCUGAAGAAGGAGCAGGACACCAGCGCCCAUCUGGAGCGUAUGAAGAAGAACAUGGAGCAGACCAUCAAAGACCUGCAGCACCGCCUGGACGAGGCAGAGCAGAUCGCCAUGAAGGGCGGCAAAAAGCAGCUCCAGAAACUGGAGGCUCGCAUCAAAGAGCUGGAGAACGAGCUGGAGGCGGAGCAGAGGAGGGGAACAGAGUCCAUCAAGGGUGUUCGCAAGUAUGAACGCCGCAUCAAGGAGCUCACCUACCAGACCGAGGAACACCACAAGAACAUGGCUCGCCUCCAGGACCUGGUGGACAAACUGCAGCUGAAGGUCAAGUCCUACAAACACGCAGCCGAGGAGGCAGAGGAGGCAGCAAACAUCAAUAUGGCCAAACUCCGCAAGCUACAACACGAGCUGGAGGAGGCAGAGGAGAGGGCCGACAUUGCCGAGUCACAGGUGAACAAGCUGAGGGCGAAGACCAGGGACGGAUCCUCCAAGAAGGGCCUGGAUGAGUGAGGAGACCCCAGAGAGUCGGCAUCACAGGUGUUCCUGUUCCUGGUGACUGGAGGGAUCAAAGUGAGAGCAGCAGAAACCAACUGAAACUAUUAUUCUGUCAGCAUUAGCAGAAAUAGUGUUGUAGUAGUGCUUAUUAUUAAUCAAAAGUCAUUUGAAAAGUGAAGAGAUACACUUUCUGAUUUUGUUAUAAUCCCCAUUAGAAACCAUACAGACUUCAAAAACAUCAGUCUCUAUCUCUGGAGGUCUCCUGUGGAGUUUUUGACCUUUAAUGGCGCAUUAAGGGAUCCCUGUAUUGUUUGUGCCUCAUGUUCUGUUAGCAUGUGUUUUAGGACGAGCGUGAGGAGAUACACAUUGUGGUAAAGUGCCUUAAAUCAGGAGAGGAAGGACAUAUAUAUAUAUAUAUAUAUAUAUAUAUAUAUAUAUAAAGAAUUCAGGUUCCCCAAAAAUCUGAAGAAGUUUUUGCAAAUGUUCUGUGAGGUAGGAAACACAAACGUGUUUGUAUGUCAGAGACAAAACACGAGUCUGUUUGACAAUAAGUCUGUUAUUGUGUCUUUGUGGACACCUGAGAGUCCGUCCUGUGUCUUCUGUCCACUGAGCAAACGUAGAAACAUCUGUGUUUGAAUCCUCCUCCAUGUUUUAAAGUGUGCUUGUAGUUUAAUCCCGUGGUUCCCAGACUUUAAGACUCAAGGCUCUCCUGCUGUAUUUACAGUGACCUUCAGAGCACGAUGAUGGGCCUCCACAUGUUUUGUGUUUGACUGACAUGAUUGAUUGAUUUUAUUUUUCCUCCCCAUCUAAAGUCUGUCCAUCUCCAGCUGAGUAAAUCUUGCUGACCAGAAUCGUGAAUCUUUGCAGCAUCGGAGCGUCUCUGUUUCUUUAUCGUUUCCAAAUGAAUCACAGAACAAAUCUCGACUCAUCAGUGGAACUAAUAACACGAAUGGAGGCAUAUCGCUUGGCGGUGAAUGUGUAUUAGUCACAUCUGUGUUUGACAAGUCAAAAUGUCUACUGUGCAAAUAAACAUCUCAUUCCCAAAGCCCUUUUAAUUUGAAAUAUCAUUUCCUGUUCAAGAUAACUCACAAACAUAACUGGACUCACUUCUGAUUCUCCUGAAGGUUUCAGUCUGGAUCAAUACCAGAAUAUUAUGAAAACAUGAUCAAUAUAAAGCUGUCAGAGCUGCAGGUGAACCCGAGAUUAUUACAAACUGCCAUUAAUCUGUAGAGAAAUAAAAUCUGAGCUGUUUCUGUUUGAACUCUGAUCGUCACUUAUUCUGUUGUCCUUUAAAAGAUAAAACGUUAAAAAGUUUGACACUUUUUCUUGCUGAUCAAUAAAUUAAAUCUCCAGAAA
This is a messenger RNA of Siniperca chuatsi (mandarin fish), 7239 nucleotides long. RefSeq names its product myosin, heavy chain 6, cardiac muscle, alpha (gene myh6). The record is from RefSeq and is a predicted model, not a curated record. The coding region runs from base 97 to 5898 and encodes 1933 amino acids. Lineage: Eukaryota; Metazoa; Chordata; Actinopteri; Centrarchiformes; Sinipercidae. Gene Ontology annotation, cellular component: myosin complex. The transcript has 2 exons. Gene Ontology annotation, molecular function: cytoskeletal motor activity; ATP binding; actin filament binding.